Messenger RNA from Pecten maximus, 3187 nucleotides. RefSeq lists its product as uncharacterized. NCBI's taxonomy places the organism in Eukaryota, Metazoa, Mollusca, Bivalvia, Pectinida, Pectinidae. The record is from RefSeq and is a predicted model, not a curated record. The transcript is spliced from 8 exons. Gene Ontology annotation, biological process: negative regulation of cell migration; negative regulation of G2/M transition of mitotic cell cycle. The coding region runs from base 131 to 1909 and encodes 592 amino acids.
AAUUUCAAUACAGGCGGCCAAAAUGGAGGACAUGAAUGUGAUUGUCCAUUGAUUCCUGUAGAAACUGUGUUAAAUGCAGUAUUUAUGAGAUAUAGGCAACAUUCCAGGUUUGAUUUGUGCAAUUAAAGAGAUGGAUAUUGAUGAACAGUUGAGAGCUCAAAGCAAGGUCCUGUUGCAGCGCUUGAAGGCAAAACAAGGCAGACUGCAGAACAUUGUCAAUUCUCAGUCAGAUGAAGUCCCCUGUUUAAAAGAAAAUAAAGAAAAAAUGGUAAAAAGUGUCAGUGCAGAGAGAUCUGGAAGGAUCAGUUCUAGGGAAACAAAAUUAGACAUGUCUACAACUGUAGAAAAAAAACCUAGUAAUGGCCAACCCCGUGCUAGGGAACAGCUUGCUAGAGCCAGGCUAAAUAGCAGGAAAAAGUCUGAUGGAGAUAAACCAGACAAGUUAUGUAAUGGUGUUCUUACCAACGCAAAUAAUCUUAAUACACACGACCAAAAACUAGAUGUUGGGAAUAAAGAAUUAGAUCUCCAUAAAGAGAGUGAAGAUUGUGUAACCAAGCCAAAAGUAGUCGCUGACGAUGACAGGCUGUGUAGUCAGUUAUCAAACUUGAGGUCAGAGGUCAGGCGAUCAAGAGACAUUGAUAAAGAUACAGACGUAAAAUUACGCAGGAGAAUAAUUGACAAAAAUGUAAAAGUUGAUUCCCAAUUCAAUGAAAGUGAAUUAUGUAGAGAAGAUGAAGCAUCCAGACUGAACUUCAGUUACUCCAAAUUUGAUGAAAGUGACAUAAAUUAUCUCAGAUCAAAGUUUGGUAGUUCUCCAGAGGACAUUGAUGUAGAUGAAGGAGAAAAGAAAGAAACAACAGAGAACAACAAUGCUAUUGACCACGAUAGAAUGUUACAGUCAGCGGGGAAUGACAGAAAAGUGGCUAACUUCAUCCGUGACACCAUGAGCAAACCAAAGUCAAUUCUGAUGACGUCUGGACCAAAGGAUCUAAAAAGGUCCCUCAGUAAAGUUAGUUUUCUGACGUCACGAGAUGGAAGUAUGAGUGUUCCUGAUAUGGAUCGACAUCUCCUUGGUUAUGACUGGAUCGCAGCAUUACUGGACAAUGACCGCGGAGCGAUGGAUCAUUCUGAAAACUACUUUGAAGAACUGAGAGAAUUCCGACGUAUCAACAGAGAUGAAUGUGUUAACAACUUUUACAUGGAUGGCGUGGAUGAUCUCCUAGCUAACAGAGACCGAGAACCCUCUCCUGUAGCAGAGGCGUUAGAGGAGACUAAGGUGAAGCCGUACACCGUCAAUGACAGGCUUUUUACAGAGCCCCUUAAGCAGCAAGUGUUCAACUACGAUGACGAUAGGGAUAAAGAUCCAAAGAAAACCAAGCCUCCUACAUUUGAGGAACCUAGAUUUGUGAGGGUGAGUAUUCCAAGGUCUACCUUACUGUCUCCCCAUCGAGUUAAACCCCAUCGCAGAAAGAGUAUAGAUGACACUGACUCCUUCUCUUUAUCUACGCAUUGUGUGAAGGGUUACGAGAAUGCUGUGCCAUCCAUGGUCCCGGCUGCCUCCAAUGUUGGCCUGAGAGAUGCUACUCAUGGUACCAAAUCCAUGAUACAAACGACUUUGGCCGACGCUGAGAAGGUUGCAUCCAGCUUUCCAUAUCCAUGGACAUCCUCGGCCCCUGACAGAAUCCGCCAGCCUCGUUCUGACCAUGCAGACCUAUACAAAUCAUACCAGGAUAUGACUUUGCCAUCACGCCUCCAGACCAGCACAGGAGGAAAGGAGGAGGAAUCUGUUGCUCUGAAACAGGCUACAGAAGACUUGCUGAAUUCCACCUACUCUCUAAUGUUCGAGAUGGAAAAGAUUAAGAAACAGCGAGACAUUCACAGUACUCGCCACAUAGGAAAUGUGGCUUAGUAUCAUAAUCAUCCUUGUUAAGGACUGUCAGUGCAGACAAUUAUACUGUGAUAGGUCUAGCGGCCACAAAUUUAUUCCAAAAUCGUUUCGAUCCUGUCUGAAGAGAAUGUUGAUUUGAAAAAAUUAACCAUCUUUACAGAUGAUUGAACCAAUUUUAAAUUACAAAUUGAACUUAUUAAGUGUCAUGUUUAUAUCUUAGUACAUGUAUUGCUUAAGAUAUUUUUUUGAUUGAAUUAUGGGGCAUUUAUAAUCGAUAUAAAAGCAGAUAACAUUAAAUAAUACCUAUUUUACAGCAAACCAGCAGUGCCAAAUAUUUACAUUCUUAUAUGACAAUAUAAGGUUAAUACUAUUAUGACUAUGAAAUGUGAAUCGCAGCAGUCUCUAUAUAAGUGAAAUAAUUCCUGAUCAUUUCUUUUUUCAUUCUUUGUAACCAUUUAACUUUCAGAUCAUUUCUAGUAACAUACAAUAACACUGACUAUUAAUUAUCACCAGAAAUCAAAAUGGCUGCAUACCAAAUUUAAAGAAAUUUGUACUCUUAAUUGUGUUGUAAAAAUAAGAUUGCUAUUUGUUCUCCCAACUCAGUCUUGCCAUAAUCAAAUUAUUUAUUUUGAUUGCUAGAAAUAAUUUGAUAAUACUUUUACUUUUUCCCCCUUUAAAUACAUGACAAAUGGUAUCCCACAAUUAAUGUCUAGCAUGCUAGUAUUAUCAAAAUAUAGGAGUUCUGGUUGAUGAAAAUGGUAUGUAUUAUGAGACUAUCCUGCUAAUUGAGGACAACUAUUUCACUACCUGUAUAUAACAAGAGAAAAGAUGGAAAGUGCUAUCAUUAGGCUUCUCCAGGUAUCAAGAAUUUUUCAAUAACCUUUUCAAUAACCUGGCUAAGUUUCACAAUACUGAAGCAGACUGGUCUUUUUAUAUCAGAUUCACUAAUUCAACACUUAAACUUACAUAUUACAUGUAUAUAAUAAUUAAUUACCUUGUCUCAGUUGUGUUAGACUUUCAAACCAUAGGUGGCAGUUUUUAUUGGGUAGAUGGUAUAUCAUUGUUCACAGUAUGACUAACUACUUUCAGCUCUGCUUGUAUUAGAAUGGAUGUGAAAUGUGUACAUACAUUUGAUAUUUUAUCAAUUUAUGAAACUAUAAUAAUUCCAUUAAAACAAGAUUUGGCUGAUUUUGAUAAAGUUAUUGAAUACUUUUAAAAUGUGGUUAAACAUUGACAUAUGAUUCAGAACACAGUUUAUAAUCAUACGUUGUUUAUUUAGUUUGUGUUUGGUAUUUAGAA